This is a messenger RNA of Ictidomys tridecemlineatus (thirteen-lined ground squirrel), 5093 nucleotides long. It is a transcript of the gene Pla2r1, whose product is annotated as phospholipase A2 receptor 1. NCBI's taxonomy places the organism in Eukaryota, Metazoa, Chordata, Mammalia, Rodentia, Sciuridae. The record is from RefSeq and is a predicted model, not a curated record.
UGGGCCUCCCGGCAAAACCAGAAUGCUGCUAGGAACCCGAGGAGCGCUUGCACCCAGCAGCCUCACCCCUCCUCUCUCCCCACCCCAAAGGCAGGAAUUUCUGGGAUGGGCAGAUGGUCCACUCCCUCUUCCUCCUCCUUCCCCAAGCCCGAGUGGGUAGGGCGGGGAAAACCCCACGACUUUCCUCCCGUCUCGCAGCCCAGAGCCCUAAGUGCCUGCACACCGCGGCGACAACGGGUGGUAGAGUGGGUCUCCCCGAGGGGCAGGGGUGGCGAGGCCCGCAGAAGAGUGGAGCGCGGAGGAGGCUGCGGUCCCGCCUCCCACGCCGCAGGCGGGGUGCAGCCGGGGAGCUCCGGCCCCAGUAGGAGCCACGAACAGCACUCAGUGAGUCCAGUGGUUAGCGAUGCUGUCGCAGCUGCCACUGCUGCUAUCCUUGCUACUGCUGCCGCUGCUGAGGGCGCCGCGGGCCUGCGCCCAGGGCUUGGCGGCGGCGCUCCCCCGGGAGCGGGUCCUCGAGUGGCAGGAUAAAGGAAUAUUCAUUAUCCAAAGUGAGAGUCUUAAGAAAUGCAUUCAAGCAGGUAAAUCUGCACUGACCCUGGAGAACUGCAAACAGCCAAACAAGUACAUGCUGUGGAAAUGGGUUUCAAACCACCACCUCUUUAAUGUUGGAGGCAGUGGUUGCCUGGGCCUGAAUUUAUCUAAUCCAGAGCAGCCACUAAGCAUAUAUGAAUGUGAUGCCACCUACGUUUCCUUGAGGUGGCGCUGUAACAGGCAGAUGAUCACCGGCCCGCUCCAGUACAUGGUGCAGGUGAAGCAGGACGACAUGGUUGUGGCCUCAAGGAAACAUCUCCAUAAGUGGAUUUCCUACAUGUCCGAUGGUGGGGACAUUUGUGAACAUCUUCACAAAGACAUGUAUACAAUCAAAGGGAAUGCCCACGGGAUGCCAUGCAUGUUUCCCUUCCAGUAUAACCAUCAGUGGUUUCACGAAUGCACCCGGGAAGGCCGGGAAGAUGAUUUGCUGUGGUGUGCCACCACAAGCCGAUACGAAAGAGAUGAGAAGUGGGGAUUUUGCCCAGAUCCCACCUCUACAGAGAUAGGUUGUGAUGCUGUCUUGGAGAAGGACCUCAAUUCACACAUUUGCUACCAAUUCAACCUGCUUUCAUUUCUCUCUUGGACUGAGGCAUAUUCUUCAUGCCAGAUGCAAGGAAGUGCUUUAUUAAGUAUUGCAGAUGAAAGUGAAGAAAAUUUUAUAAGGAAGCACGUAAGUAGUAAAGCAGUAGAAGUAUGGACAGGUUUGAAUCAGCUGGAUGAAAACACUGGCUGGCAGUGGUCUGAUGGCACCCCACUUACCUAUCUGAACUGGAACACAGAGAUGAACGUCGAUCCAUUUGUUGAAUAUCGCUGUGGAGUAUUUAAUACAUUUAUGUCAAAUGCCUGGAGGAGUAGGGACUGCGAGUUCACCUUGCCUUACAUAUGUAAAAAAUAUCUAAACCACACUGAUCAUGAAAUAGUUGAUAAAGAUGCUUGGAAAUAUCACGCUACCCAUUGUGAGCCUGGCUGGAAUCCCUACAAUCGUAAUUGCUACAAACUUCAGAAAGAAGAAAAGACCUGGAAUGAGGCUUUGCAUUCUUGCCAGUCUGAUAACAGCACAUUAAUAGACAUAGCUUCAUUAGCAGAGGUGGAGUUCCUUGUAAACCUCCUUAGAGAUGAAAAUGCAUCCGAAACAUGGAUUGGUUUGAGCAGCAAUAAAAUUCCAGUUUUCUUUGAAUGGUCUAAUGGCUCCUCAGUCAUCUUUACUAAUUGGCACACACUUGAGCCCCGAAUUUUUCCAAAUAGAAGCCAGCUAUGUGUCUCAUCAGAGCAAUCUGAGGGAUAUUGGAAAGUCAAAAAUUGCGAAGAAACCUAUUUUUACAUCUGUAAAAAAGCAGGCCAUUUUCUUCCUGAUGCUGAAUCAGGAUGUCAAGAGGGAUGGGAGAGACAUGGUAGAUUCUGUUACAAAAUUGAUACAGUCCUUCGCACCUUUGACCAGGCUUCCAGCGGUUACUACUGUCCUCCUGCACUUGUGACCAUUACAAACAGGUUUGAACAGGCUUUUAUUACCAGUUUGAUCAGCAGUGUGGUGAAAACAAAGGACAGUUAUUUUUGGAUCGCUCUGCAAGACCAAAAUGACACAGGAGAAUACACUUGGAAGACCACAGGACAGAAGCCUGAGUCGGUGCAGUACACACACUGGAAUGCACAUCAACCCCGAUCCAGGGGUGGCUGUGUUGUCAUGCGAGGCAGUAGUCCACUUGGUCGUUGGGAAGUGAAGGACUGUAGACGGUUCAAGGCGAUGUCCUUGUGCAAGCAGCCAAUCGAAAAUCGGGACAAAACUGAGCAUGAAGAAAGAUGGCCCUUUCACCCCUGCUAUUUGGACUGGGAGUCGGAGCCUGGCCUGACCAGUUGCUUCAAGGUAUUUCAUAUUGAAAAAGUUCUGAUGAAAAGAACAUGGAGAGAAGCUGAGGCAUUUUGUGAAGAAUUUGGAGCUCAUCUUGCAAGCUUUGCCCAUAUUGAGGAAGAAAAUUUUGUGAAUGAACUUUUACAUUCAAAAUUUAAUCGGACAGAAGAAAGGCAGUUCUGGAUUGGAUUUAAUAAAAGAAACCCACUAAGUGCUGGUUCGUGGGAGUGGUCUGAUGGAACUCCUGUUGUCUCUUCAUUUUUAGACAGUAUUUAUUUUGAAGAAGAUGCAAGAAAUUGUGCUGUGUAUAAAGCAAAUAAAACAUUGCUGCCCUCACACUGUGGUUCCCGCCGUGAAUGGAUAUGCAAAAUCCCAAGAGAUGUGAGACCCAAGAUUCCACCAUGGUACCAGUAUGAUGCGCCCUGGCUCUUUUAUCAGGAUGCAGAGUACCUUUUUCAUACCUAUGCCUCCGAGUGGUCCUCCUUUGAGUUUGUCUGUGGCUGGCUGCGCAGUGAUCUUCUCACAAUUCAUUCUGCACAUGAGCAAGAAUUCAUCCACAGCAAAAUAAGAGCGCUAUCAAAGUAUGGUGCAAAUUGGUGGAUUGGACUUCAAGAAGAAAGAGCCAACGAUGAAUUUCAUUGGAGAGAUGGAUCACCAGUAACAUACCAGAAUUGGGACAAAGAAAGAGAAAGAUCUGUGAAUAAUCAGAGCCAGAGAUGUGGCUUCAUUUCCUCCAUAACAGGACUCUGGGGCAGUGCAGACUGUUCAGUCUCUAUGCCUAGCAUUUGUAAGCGAACCAAGUUUUGGAUCAUCGAGAAGAAGAAAGAGAUACCAAAAGAACAUGGAACGUGUCCGAAAGGAUGGCUAUAUUUUAACUCUAAGUGCCUUUUGGUGAGGAUCCCCAAAGACCCAAGUGAUCUGAAGAACUGGAUGGGUGCUCAAGACUUCUGCAUUGAAACAGGGGGGACACUGGUUGCCAUUGAAAGUGAGGUGGAACAAGCUUUCAUCACUAUGAAUCUUUUUGGCCAUAACACUAAUGUGUGGAUAGGGUUACAAAAUAACGAUUAUGAAAAAUGGCUAAAUGGAAAGCCUGUGACAUAUUCUAACUGGUCUCCAUUUGAUGUAAUAAAUAUUCCAAGUCAUAACUCUACAGAAGUUCAAAAACACAUUCCUCUCUGUGCCUUGCUGUCAAGUAAUCCUAAUUUUCAUUUCACUGGCAAAUGGUAUUUUGAAGAUUGUGGAAAAGAACGCUAUGGGUUUGUUUGUGAAAAAAUGCAAGAUACUUCUGGAGACCACAUGAAUACAUCUGAUAUGUACCCAAUUCCUAAUACCUUGGAAUAUGGAAACAGAACGUACAAAAUAAUUAAGGCAAAUAUGACUUGGUAUGCAGCAAUAAAAGCCUGCCUGAUGCAUGGAGCAGAGCUGGUUAGCAUUACAGACCAGUAUCACCAGUCCUUCCUCACUGUUGUCCUCAACCGGCUAGGACACGCCCACUGGAUUGGACUGUUCACCACAGAUAAUGGUCUUCAUUUUGACUGGUCAGAUGGCACCAAAUCCUCUUUCACUUUUUGGAAAGAUGAGGAGUCAUCCUUCUUCGGUGACUGUGUUUUCGCUGAUACUAAUGGACGCUGGCAUAGUACAGCCUGUGAGUCAUUUCUGCAAGGUGCCAUUUGUCAUGUGCCCACUGAAACAAAACCAUUUGAACACCCAGUGUUGUGCUCAGAAACAUCUAUUCCCUGGAUAAAAUUCAAAAGUAAUUGCUACAGUUUUUCUACAGUCCUAGACAGCACGAGUUUUGAGGCUGCUCAUGAAUUUUGCAAAAAGGAAGGAUCUAAUCUUUUAACAAUCAAGGAUGAGGCUGAAAAUUCAUUUCUCCUGGAAGAGCUUUUUGCGUUUGGUUCUUCUGUCCAGAUGGUUUGGUUGAAUGCUCAAUUUGAUAGUAACAAUGAAACCAUAAAAUGGUUUGAUGGAACACCCACAGACCAAUCAAACUGGGGCAUUCGGAAGCCAGAUAUGGACCACCUCCAGUCCCACCAGUGUGUUGCCCUGAAGGUCCCGGAAGGAGUGUGGCAGUUAACCCCAUGUGAAGAAAAAAAGGGGUUCAUAUGUAAAAUGGAGGCAGAUAUUCACACUGUAAUGGAGCACCCAGGAAAAGGACCAAGUCACAGCAUUAUUCCUCUUGCAGUUGCAUUGACAUUGAUAAUAAUCCUAGUGAUUAUCACACUGUCCUUCUACAUACACAAGCAGAAUAGUGGCUUCUUCCGGAGACUUGCAGCAUUUCGGAAUCCUUACUAUCCUGCAACCAAUUUUAGUACAACACAUUUAGAAGAAAAUAUUCUCAUUUCUGACCUUGAGAAGAAUGACCAGUGAUAAUGAAGUCAGAGACUAGCACAGCUCUGGAGAUAAGCAGAGAAGACUGCAGGGGGGAUUCCUGUCUGUAUUUCCCUUUAACUAGAUGCCAUAAGAAUGGAAUUGUGUCACCGUUUUAACUAUUGUUAAAGUGAUUACUGGCUUUUAAUUGUAAUCAAAUCAGGUUGGGUUUGAUUUAUUCAUUAUUAUAAACUGUGAUCCAUUCUUAGAAAGGGGAAAUUAUAUAAUGAUUAUUAUUCAGAAAGACAGGAACUAUUAAAAGAAACCCCUAUUGAAAACUCUCAAA